AUGGGCGACACGCUCCGAACGAGCAAGCCCCGCCCCGAUCCCGCACAGGUGCUGCAGCAGAAGGAGUCGCCGCAGAAACUGGCGGCGCAGCCGCGCAAGUUUGAUCUGCUUGCGAGCCCGCCCAAGAAGGAGCCGCCGUUCCCGCCCGAGCCCAGCCGCCGCACGCUGGCAGCGUUUCUCUUCAACCCGGGCCGCCAAGACCUGAUCUGCCUGCUCUUGAACAGCUACCCAGCGCCGCCCUCGCAGCUUCUAGGCGCUCGCUACUACGAAAACGGCACUGGCGCGGGCGCCAAUGUGGCUGCAAACAACUUGGCUGCAAACAACAUGACAAACAACAUGGCUGCAAACGGCGCGGGCGCUGCAAGCAAUGACGCUCAUGCGCCAGGGUCCGGCGCACGCUUCCGCGGCGACCUGAUUUUCCUUCCGCCUCCAGGCGACCCCGCCAGCGGCGUUGCCGAUUCCAGCGCGCACUCGGCUCUGGACGCUGCAGCAACUCUGCGCAACAACAGCAUUUUCAGCUCACUCAUCCAGAUACCUAACUCGGCGAGCGCGUCGGCGGCAAACUCCGUCAGCGGCGCUCCCCGGUCCCAGAAACGCCGCCGCUCCACCUCCGUCAGUCUUGGAGACAAUGACAAGGACGCUGCGGCAGCCUUCUGGGAGCUGCUUAACAUGGGUGGUGGCCUGAUUGCUGGCCUCAGCAACGACAGCGUCAAUGCGUUUUUGGCCAGCCUCCAAAAUAACGGCAGCAUCGACUUCACAGGCAUGAGCGACCAGCAGCGACGCGACUCGCUUCUCAAGUUCAUCAACGACCAGGGCGUAGGCCCAGGCCAAGGCAGCCAGCUGCAGAGUGCCGGUCAAGUUGCGGGCCAGAGCAUUGCCCAGAAACAACGCGAGCCUCAAAACCAGGCACCAACCCAGCCAGAGUCCACUCGUCUCCGUGAGGAUAUCUUUGACCGUCUGCGGACGAGAAAACCUUCCGGUGGCGACCAUCUUUCGCCUGCAUCAUCUAUGUCGUCCCGGUCAUCGCACAAGGUGGCUGAUGAGCUGCACCUGCCAAAAGCAUCGCCUGCUCAGCUAUCGACUCAACCAUACUUUCCUGCACUGGUCCCUCCUCAAGCCAUGCAGAAACAACCAGCUGCGUUUUAUCAACAGUAUCCUGGCGACCCAUACCCAUUUUCGUCCGGUACAUCAUACCCACCGCAGAAACAGCGGAACCAGUAUCUGUUUGGCGAAGCACCGCUGUACCAGACAGGACUGCCGGGGCUGUUGAGUCAACCAGCGCUGUUCUUCCGCCCACCGCUGGAUGGGCGUAUGAAUUACUCAUACAGACCACAACCAGAUCAGUUGGGUCAGUCUCUCCCUUUGGAUCAUACAAAUCAGCCCCCAUUGAACCUACCUGGUACCCCGCUUGGUAACCAACUCGGCUCACAAAUCAAUGGCCAAAUGGGCAACCCAAUGGGUCCAAGGAUGCGUAUGGGAAGUCAAAUGGGAAACCAAAUCGGAAACCAAAUGCCAAGCCAAAUGGGCAAUCCGAUGAAUGGCCCAUUGAAUGGUCAAAUUCAUGGUCAAAUGAGUCCCAACCAGUUGACCCACAUGGGCCAGUUGGGCCAGUUGAGCCCUGAAAAGGGUAUGGUUCCUGCUCAACAACAUGCGCAAGCAGAGGAUGGGCGUCCAUUGUUGGGUGCCACUAAAGUUGACCAACUAAUGCUCGUUAUCCAAUCUCGUGAAAAGGGCAACAAACAAGCCAUUCCCCAGGCUGCAGAUGGAAGCGUCAUGGCUGCUGAGGAUGACAAGAAUGUUCUACCGCUGACUAUAAAUUUGGUGGGCGGCGUAGAGAAGCCUGCUCGCGAAACCGCAGGCACGGAACUGGCCAGUUCAGACAAGAAGCACAAGCGCCGUGCAAAAACUCAACAAUGUCCAUACUGUCUCAAACAGUUUAACCAAUCCACCCACCUUGACGUUCAUGUGCGCUCACACAUUGGCUACAAGCCUUUCCAAUGCACUUAUUGCCUCAAGAGAUUCACUCAGGGCGGCAAUUUGCGCACGCACAUACGCCUCCACACAGGUGAAAAGCCUUUUACUUGUGAGGAGUGCAACAGGCUGUUCAGCCGCAAGGGCAAUUUGGCAGCGCACAUCUUGACCCAUAAAAAGGAGAAACCGUUUGAAUGUCGUCUCGAUGGGUGUGAUAAGUCCUUUACGCAAUUGGGAAACUUGAAGUCGCAUCAGAAUAAGUUCCACUUGCGCACGUUGAACCGACUUACACAGACAUUGGCAGAGCUUAGCGGGCCCGAUUUGGAAAAUUUGGAUCCGGAACAAAAGGAGUUGUUGGACUACUUCCGUAAGUUGUACAAGAACUCCAACAGAGGUAUUCGUGGCCGUGGAAAGCGUUUGGCACCUGCAGGUGAAGGCUCUAGCACUCAAAGCAGUCCCCAGCAAGUGCAGACGCAGCUUCUUGGACAGCCCAAUCCCACGGCACAGUAUCCUGAUGGCCUUCGAAGAGACUAUUGA
Clavispora lusitaniae ATCC 42720 is the source of this 2508-nucleotide messenger RNA. RefSeq lists its product as uncharacterized. Gene Ontology annotation, molecular function: DNA-binding transcription factor activity, RNA polymerase II-specific; RNA polymerase II cis-regulatory region sequence-specific DNA binding. Gene Ontology annotation, cellular component: PcG protein complex; transcription regulator complex; chromatin. Gene Ontology annotation, biological process: regulation of transcription by RNA polymerase II. The record is from RefSeq and is a predicted model, not a curated record. Lineage: Eukaryota; Fungi; Ascomycota; Pichiomycetes; Serinales; Metschnikowiaceae.